GAAAAACAGGCAGCAAUUGCAACACGAAAUGAUCAGUAUUCUCGAUUCUGAUGAAGGCUAUUCAAAAAGAAACAAUGUCUUUAAAAGAAAAUGUAACCAGGAAGAAGAAGUGCUGAAGAUGCUGCAAACAUGCUUGCCGAUUAGAAUCGAGAAACUGAUUAAUUCAAGCGUUGAGAAGCAAUGCGAGUUCAAGAUUCUUAGUGUCGGAGGUGGAACAGGAGAGAUGGAUUUGAAAUUUGUGGAAAUCCUCCUCGAAGAAUUGAAGAAGCACAGCACAGAUGAUCAAAACACGACGAUAUAUCUGCGAGUGGUUGAACCGAAUUCGUCUUCGUGCAAACAAUACAGCGAAGCGGUAAAAGCACGUCGAGAUUUGCCAAUCCACGUCGACAUUCGUGAGCAAACGUUUGAUGAAUACAUUGAAAAUGAGCAGAACGCAAGUAGAGAAUUUGACCUAAUACUCUUUGUGCACAGCAUCUACUAUUUUGACGAAAAACAGGCUAUUUUGCAUUGUUUGGAUAAACAAUUAAGAGAUGAGGGAUGCCUUCUUUGCGUGUAUGCUGACGAGUUGAUAAUCAAGCAAGUGGUGUUUGAGAUAGCGCUGGAAAGAAAAUCUGGUGACAGAUUGACCAAUCUCGUUGAAAAAAAGAGACCCAAUAUGAUUGAAAUCGUUCAAAGAUGUCACUGGAGGUUUAACGAAAUUUUCAACGAAUAUCCUAUUGAUGUGUCGGAAAUUUUCGUCGGAUCAGAGAGUGGUGACCUGCUUCUUGACUUCAUAACUCAAGAAGUCGACUUUCGCAAGAAUGCCGAUGCAAGUUUGGUUGAUAGAGUUCUGGCAGUGAUCAAAAACACGAGUUUGGUGAAAGAUGGAAAACACCUUUGCAUGAAAACUGACACUCUGUUGGUCGUGCACAAAUAGAAUAUCGGAAUGAUGAUUUGCAAUAUAAACGAAAUAUAACGAACUUGGAUGUUAUUAUCUUGUUUUAACCUAUAUUUUGAACCGGACCGCCACCAUAUUGUUGAAAACAUUGAGAUUCGAAUC
Messenger RNA from Dendronephthya gigantea, 1039 nucleotides. RefSeq names its product histamine N-methyltransferase A-like. Lineage: Eukaryota; Metazoa; Cnidaria; Anthozoa; Malacalcyonacea; Nephtheidae. Bases 29 to 916 code for a protein of 295 amino acids. The transcript has a single exon. The record is from RefSeq and is a predicted model, not a curated record.